GAGGAGGAGGGUUUAAAUUAGCCCACUACAGCACGCUUCAAAGUACGGGGAUUGCUUGACAGUUGGAAAAGAUUGCUGUUGUGAUUACAGUCAAGACAGCAGUGGUCUUGAUUCACUACUGAGAAGCCAACCUGGGCUUCGUCGAUAUCAGUCAGAUAUAUGUGCAAAUCAACAGAAGAUGCUGAACCAAGAUAAUUUCAAAAAGGAUUUUCAAGCUCCAGACUAAGACAUCUCUUUGCCCGAGUUUUACGUUCAAUUUCUAAACAACAAUACUUAAUAUUGUCCGUUUGAUUCGUGCGCACACAUGGCGUUUUUAAUGAAGAAGAAAAAGUUCAAGUUUCAGACCCAUUUUACGCUCGAAGAGCUGACGGCGGUACCCUUUGUCAACGGGAUGCUCUUCUGUAAAAUCAGACUACUGGACGGUGGGGAUUUUGCCAUAUCAUCAACCAGGCAAGAGGUCCAGGAGAACUGCGUUCGCUGGCGAAAGAAGUUCUCCUUCAUAUGUAAGAUGAGUGCUAGUUCCAACACAGGUGUGCUGGACCCCUGCAUAUGUCGGGUGUCUGUGCGUAAGGAGCUCAAAGGAGGAAAGGCAUUUUCAAAGCUGGGCUUUGCUGAUCUCAACAUGGCGGAGUUUGCUGGCUCAGGCUCCGCGGUGCGCUGCUGCAUCCUCGAAGGCUACGACACCAAGAACACGCGUCAGGACAACUCCAUACUCAAGGUUACCAUUGGGAUGACUCUCUUGUCUGGAGACCCUUGCUUUAAAACGCCCCUCAGCACAGCUAAAACCAUCACCAUCGCCGGGCAGGACCCUUCCCUGCAGCUGGACUGCAAAGGCGAGGGCACCGAUGCCACCCAAACCCUCCCCUCUGGCAUCUCCACAGGACGGGCUCUCAAACCCAGGGCCAUCAGCACGGGUCUCCCAGAGGAACUGGACCAGAACUUGUCCAGCCCGGAUGAAGUCUUUCACACGGGCCACUCGAGAAACUCCAGUUACGCCAGCCAGCAGAGCAAAGUAUCAGGCUACAGCACCGAGCACUCGCGCUCUUCCAGCCUCACCGACCUCACGUCGCACCGCCGCAACACCUCCACCAGCAGCAGCGCCUCCGGGAGUGUAGCCACGGCGACUGAGGGCGCAGCCGAGACCGAGAGGGAGCCAUCCGCCCGCCCCGAGAGACCGCCCCGCCCCCCACUCCCUGUUCUGCUCUCCAACAGACCGUCCAGACGCAAGAAGGACUCCGUGGAGAACCAGCCCACCUGGGUGGAUGACACACGCAUUGACGCUGACGACAUCGUGGAGAAGAUCGUUCAAAGCCAGAACUUUGCUGACGUCGGCAACAAAGAAGACAGCAACCUGCAGCUGUUUGUCAGCAGAGACGGCACCACGGCCCUCAGUGGUAUCCAGCUGGGUAGCAGGGUGACGGCAGGGGUCUUCGAGCCGGUAGUGAUCGAAAGUCAUUAAAGGGGCAGACGUCCUCGUCUUCCAUCUCCCAUCUCUCUCUCUCACUUCCUCUCUCGUCUCCCAUCCCUCCAUCCGAUGACUGAUGAAAGGAAAGAAGAGGGAAGGAAACCGGCGACGAGGCCUUCAGUUCUCCAUCCCGUCUGUUAAUCAUACAUUAGAGGGGACGCUCACAGUUACUUACAAAUCGCGCAAAUAUGUGUGUAUGUGUUUGGUGUGUACUGCUAUCUUUGUUGUUCAUCCUAUAUAUUUUAGGCUACACCCUAUGCAUCUUACCGCGAGACAUAACCAUGACACUCAUGUGGAGUGCUUGGUUGUGUUAUUACAUGAUACAAAGCUAAUUCAUCUAAAACUUCUAUUUAUAAAUGCUUUAUAAUCUGAUCGAAAUGCAAGCGUAUAAACUACUUGAUGUGCCACAAACUGUGGUAUUAUGGGAAAUGUAGUGCAACACUGUGAAGGGCUGGCCCGGUCAUGUUGUGUGGGUGACAUGUACGAACUACAUGGGAAUCUUAAAAAUGUACUUUACUGCUAGAGGUAGCUCAUCCACAAAAAAAGCAGUGGUUUUAACCUGUGGUUUUCUUUUCUGUUUCUUUUCUGUUCUGUUACUCCGCUACAUUGAGAUGUUUGAUUGGCUCCAAUUUGCUUCACCAGCUUCUCUGAUUGGCUGUGGUCUUAAGCGCAGCCACGGAAGACUGGUUGUUACAAACCUUUAAAGGAGGCAAAUCAAUCCUCUCUCUGUGCUCGUCUUUUAGAGUGGGUUUGAAUCACAAGUCUGAAUUGGGAAUCACAUGCCUUUUCCCACACCAGAGUUCAACACUAAUUCUUAGCCUCUGCAAAUCUCUAAAGUUCAAGUGUAUCAUGAGUUGGUUAUGGUUUGUAGGAUGUGCCACAGUUAAAUACUAUGUGGUUCUGUGUGGCUGGUCAUACAAAGAACCAUAGGGUGAGUUGUAGUGGAAUGGUGACUGUGGUCACCGUUGAGUGUGCCUGGAUAUUAGUCUUGUUUUCCCAUUCUGACAGGGCUCCUCUGUGUGUGUGUGUGUGUGUGUGUGUGUGUGUGUGUGUGUGUGUGUGUGUGUGUGUGUGUCAUGUGCUUAUGUUCUGCUUCCACUGGCUGGUCUGGUGACAGCAGUAUUCUGUUUUUUUUUUUCUGUUGCCUUGGCUCUUGUUUCCUGCCUAAAGGUGUUUGUGUUGUGGUCUCACUGUGUGUGUGUGUGUGUGUAUGCGUGUGUGUGUGUGGGUGCUACUUUUCUAAGCGCUGCACUCAUAGUCCUAAAUGCAGUGAUCAAAGUGUUUGCAUUUGGCCGUGCUCAAUCUGUUUGGGCCUUAGUGGCUAAAUGUCCCUAACAUCUGUUUGGCACUUGGGAUGCGAGCAGUGCAUUGUGGGUAGGAUGAGAUCAGGGGCGAUGAGUCAAAGUCACGUUCUUCAUCUUGGCAAAGAGGCCUCAGUUUUCCACCAAGCACCUGGAGUGCACCAGGAAACAGUGGGUUUUCUGACAGGAUGAACCUCCUUUACCUCUGUGUGUGUGUGUGCGUGUGUGUGUGU
This is a messenger RNA of Clupea harengus (Atlantic herring), 2999 nucleotides long. It is a transcript of the gene eeig1b, whose product is annotated as estrogen-induced osteoclastogenesis regulator 1b. The record is from RefSeq and is a predicted model, not a curated record. NCBI's taxonomy places the organism in Eukaryota, Metazoa, Chordata, Actinopteri, Clupeiformes, Clupeidae.